ACUUAUCUGAGUCUCUGUGUCAUCUGUCUGUGUGAGAGUGAACAACCGUCCAAAUGGCUCAGCAGGCAGUUCUGCUGGACCAGGACCAGUUCUGUUGUUCUGUCUGUCUGGAUCUACUGAAGGAACCAAUCACCAUCCCCUGUGGACACAGUUACUGUAGGAGCUGUAUUGAGGGCUGCUGGGAUCAGGAUGUUCUGAAAGGCUAUAGCUGUCCUCAGUGCAGACAGACCUUCACUCCAAGGCCUACUCUGAGGAAAAAUAACAUGUUGGCUGAAGUGGUGGAGAAACUGAAGAAGACAGGACUCCAGGCUGCUCUCCCUCCUGCUCUGUGCUAUGCUGGACCUGGAGAUGUGGUGUGUGAUGUCUGCACUGGGACCAGAAAGCAGAAAGCCCUCAUGUCCUGUCUGUCGUGUCUGGCCUCUUACUGUGAGACUCACCUCCAACCUCACUAUGAAUCUCCUGCUUUCAAGAAGCACAAGCUGGUCAAAGCCACCGCACAACUACAGGAGAAGAUCUGCUCUCAUCAUGACAAACUUCUGGAGGUUUACUGUCGUACCGAUCAGCAGUGUAUCUGUAUGCUGUGUACAACGGAUGAACAUAAAGGCCAUGAUACAGUGUCAGCUGCAGCAGAGAGGACUGAGAAACAGAGGCAGCUGGGGAUGAGUCAGCAGAAGGUCCAGCAGAGAUUCCAGGAGAGAGAGAAGGAGCUGAAGGAGCUCCAACAGACUGUGGAGUCUCUCAAGCACUCUGCACAGGCAGCAGUGGAGGACAGUGAUCAGAUCUUUACUGAGCUGAUCCGCUCCAUUGAGAGAAAGCGCUCUGAGGUGAAGGAGCUGAUCAGAACCCAAGAGAAGGCUCAAGUGAGUCAAGCUGAAGGACUCCUGGAACAAGUGGAACAGGAGAUAGCUGAGCUGAGGAAGAGAAGCACUGAGCUGGAGCAGCUCUCACACACAGAGGAUCACAUCCAUUUCCUCCAGAGUUAUCAGUCUCUCUCCAGUAUCAGUGUAUCUUCAGACUUAGCCAAAAUCGUUGUCCUUCCUCUUCAGUACAUUGGAGAUGUGAGUAAGACUGUGUCUGAACUGAGAGAGAAGCUAGAAGACUUCCUUAAAGGAGAAUGGACCAAGAUCUCCACUACAGUGAAUAUAGUGGAUGUUGUACUGCCUCCAGAGCCCAAGACCAGAGAACAGUUCUUACAAUAUUCCUGUCAGCUCACACUGGACCCAAACACAACACACACACACCUCUCUCUGUCUGAAGGGAAAAGAAAGGUGACUUAUACAGGCCAAGUCCAACCAUAUCCUGAACAUCCAGACAGAUUCACAAAUGACUUGAUGGUGCUGUGUAGAGAGGGUCUGUCUGGACGCUGUUACUGGGAGGUGGAGUGGAGUGGACGGUGGGUUAUUAUAGCAGUCUCAUAUAAAGACAUCAGCAGAACAGGGAGAGGUAAUGCGUUUGGAUUGAAUGACAAGUCCUGGAGUUUACAGUGCUAUAGUGGUGGUUAUUGUUUCAGACACAAUAAUGUUGUGACUAAAGUAUCAGGCCCUCAGUCCUCCAGAGUAGGAGUGUACCUGGAUCACAAGGCAGGUACUCUGUCCUUCUACAGUGUCUCUGACACAAUGACCCUCCUCCACAGAGUCCAGACCACAUUCACUCAGCCCCUCUAUCCUGGGGUUUGGCUCAAUAGUGAUAAUGGUACUGCUGAGCUGGUCAAACUGUAGUAGGGUCCACAUAGAUACUAGUCAUGCUGGUGUAGUCUAUAGCUGAGCUGGUUAAACUGUAGUAGGGUUAACAUAGAUACUAGUCAUGCUGUUGUUGAUGGUCCUCAGAUGUUAUGACCAGUGGCGAUUUUAGCAUGUAAAUCUUGGUGGGGCAAAAAAAAUAAAACACAGACUAAACAAGACAUUAAUAGCACUAUAAUGGUGACCAACACUGCCAACAAACUGUUAGGGCCUACAUAAAGCUGUCCCAACAGCAGUCCCAACACCUUACCACUGCUACACCAUCAGCAGAGCCUUAUCUGGCACCGAAACAGUUAAUUCAGCCUUAUUUACUGCUGUAAAAAAAAUAUUGCCGAUAUGGCUGACUUGUUUAAACAAAUGUGGUUUCUAUUGAGAUGUACAAACUAUGGCAUGAGGGAACGACGAGCGAAUAAGAGGCAAUCCGUAAUUUCGAUUAUGACAUUAAUGAGCAAGCUAGGACGCUCUGUAUUUUCUGCUGGCUUGCCCCACCAUCACAGAAAGCACGGAGCUGGGCUGAAACACCUGGAAUUUGGAGCUGCAAUACUCAAGAAAACAAAAAAUAUACCAUGUUUGUGUGCAGCUUUAUUAACUCAGUGAUCUAUAUUUUUUUACAUUGUUUGCAAACUGAUAUGUGACACGUAAUAAUGCCAAAAUUUAAAAAGCCCCCCCCCCUUCAUUCCACUCUGUUUUUAUAUAUAAUAUUUUUUUUCUGAAUAAUUUGAUCUUCUGUGAUGUAAUUCGUAAAAUUGCAAUGUAUUCAUAUUUUAUCAAAUGCAAUGUUUUAUUCUUGUACAUUCACAUCAUCAUGAUGUUUGGUGUUGAUGUAUAUUGGUUGGCAUUCAAAACCAUAUAUAUGUUUUCUCAAUUGGUUCUCUGUCUCUAUGUAGUUUUCCUCAGUGGCAUGGAACAGGUAGUAUCACUAACUAACUAACUAACUAACUAACUAACUAACUAACUAACUAACUAACUAACUAACUAACUAAACUAUGUGGAACAGGUAGUAUCACUAACUAACUAACUAACUAACUAACUAACUAACUAACUAACUAACUAACUAACUAACUAACUAAACUAUGUGGAACAGGUAGUAUCACUUACUUGCUAACUGAACUAUAUGGGACAGACACAGAUUAAGCCUAGUCCUAAACUACAAAGUAUGUCCAAUGGAGAUGUCCGGGAAACCGGCCCUGAGUUUGGCAUCUUUCGUCCUCCCAUACUGCUCAGUCAAGCAACAUUAAACCUGUCCAACAGGUGGUGCUAUUGACCAAACAAUAAAAACAGGAGAUAGCUCAGUAUAACAGUAAUGUUCAGAAUACGACAUUAAUAUCAUCGGAAAUUGAUGGUCUUGUUAAUCCACUAUCCAGAGUCAGGAACAGAUGAAGUCUGUCAAUAUCUCAAAAGUAGUCUGAAAUCAAGAUGACUGCAGGUCUCAAUCCCAAACAAAUGGGGGAAAUUAUGACAUUUAGAGAUAUGGAUAAAACAUUUUUUUUAACAAACUUUGCUAAUCCCCUUUGCUAAACAUACAUUGUGAUAUUUUCUUUUCACAUUGUCCUUUCAAGGAUGGUUCCAGAACUAUGGUGAAUGCAUAACCAGACCGGCCCAGUUUGGCCCUGCUUGACUCCAUAGUGUUAAACAGGGAUGAGUGUGUUUUUGGGGGUCAGAUUGAGAAAGGCAAAGCACUGCAUUACUGAUCUGGAUCACUUAGUGAGUCAUUACUUGGGAUGAAAGGUGAUUUGUAGAUGAUUGAUUCUGCUCAGUUGAUUACAAUGGAGUUGAUCUCCAACAUGCACAAUGUCAUGAAGACCACUAGUACUCUAUAGACAUUUUACAUUUACAUUUUAGUCAUUUAGCAGACGCUCUUAUCCAGAGCGACUUACAGUAGAGUGCAUACAUUUUUUUUUAUUACAUUUUACAUACUGAGACAAGGAUAUCCCUACCGGCCAAACCCUCCCUAACCCAGGCGACGCUAUGCCAAUUGUGCGUCGCCCCACGGACCUCCCGGUUGCGGCCGGCUGCGACAGAGCCUGGGCGCGAACCCAGCCCAGCCUGGGCGCGAACCCAGAGACUCUGGUGGCGCAGCUAGCACUGCGAUGCAGUGCCCUAGACCACUGCGCCACCCGGGAGCCCCGGGUGAAUGAGACCACCCCCUAUACCAGGGUUGGCUGGCCUUCUCUAGUCAAUCGUAGACUCAGUCACUGAUAUACUUUUAUUUACAAAGCCAUUUUGGGUUUACUACCAUUUUAAUUGGGUUAUUUUAUUGUUCAGAAAUGUGGUGGGUACUCUCUUCGUUCGCUGGACUUUAUCCUGCUAACUGUUCCAAAUGUCCAAACUUAAUUUAGUAAAAGGGAUUUUAUGUACUCGGCUUUGAACGCCUUACAAAAUACUUUUAAACUGGAAGAACUUCUCCUGAUUGGUGUUUUUAAAUCAUUGAUCAAGGAUUUUGAGGCUGAUUCCCUGACCUGUCAAUGUUUUAAUUUCCUGUUUUAUGGUUUUGUUAUACUCCUGUGAUUUCUAUGGUUUUUACUAGAUUACCUGUAGUUUUCAUGUUGUCUGUCUGUAAUUGUCUAAUGACUUGGUGCUGCAUAUCUUGGUCAGGGCGCUCUUGAAAAAGAGAUUUCAAAUCUCAAUGAGCCCUUCCUUGUUAAAAAAAAAAGAAAAAAAAGAGGACUAAUGACCAACUCUGAACCUCACCACACUAUGCUGUACUGACAGCAUCAUCAUCACACUAUGCUGUACUGACAGCAUCAUCAUCACACUAUGCUGUACUGACAGCAUCAUCACCACACUAUGCUGUACUGACAGCAUCAUCAUCACACUAUGCUGUACUGACAGCAUCAUCAUCACACUAUGCUGUACUGACAGCAUCAUCACCACACUAUGCUGUACUGACAGCAUCAUCAUCACACUAUGCUGUACUGACAGCAUCAUCAUCACACUAUGCUGUACUGACAGCAUCAUCACCACACUAUGCUGUACUGACAGCAUCAUCAUCACACUAUGCUGUACUGACAGCAUCAUCAUCACACUAUGCUGUACUGACAGCAUCAUCACCACACUAUGCUGUACUGACAGCAUCAUCAUCACACUAUGCUGUACUGACAGCAUCAUCAUCACACUAUGCUGUACUGACAGCAUCAUCAUCACACUGUGCUGUACUGACAGCAUCAUCAUCCCACUAUGCUGUACUGACAGCAUCAUCAUCACACUGUGCUGUACUGACAGCAUCAUCACCACACUAUGCUGUACUGACAGCAUCAUCAUCACACUAUGCUGUACUGACAGCAUCAUCAUCACACUAUGCUGUACUGACAGCAUCAUCAUCCCACUAUGCUGUACUGACAGCAUCAUCAUCACACUGUGCUGUACUGACAGCAUCAUCACCACACUAUGCUGUACUGACAGCAUCGUCAUCACACUAUGCUGUACUGACAGCAUCAUCAUCAUCACACUAUGCUGUACUGACAGCAUCAUCAUCAUCACACUAUGCUGUACUGACAGCAUCAUCAUCACACUAUGCUGUACUGACAGCAUCAUCAUCCCACUAUGCUGUACUGACAGCAUCAUCAUCACACUAUGCUGUACUGACAGCAUCAUCAUCACACUAUGCUGUACUGACAGCAUCAUCAUCACACUGUGCUGUACUGACAGCAUCAUCACCACACUAUGCUGUACUGACAGCAUCAUCAUCACACUAUGCUGUACUGACAGCAUCAUCAUCACACUAUGCUGUACUGACAGCAUCAUCAUCACACUGUGCUGUACUGACAGCAUCAUCACCACACUGUGCUGUACUGACAGCAUCAUCAUCACACUGUGUGGUACUGACAGCAUCAUCAUCACACUAUGCUGUACUGACAGCAUCAUCAUCACACUAUGUUGUACUGACAGCAUCAUCAUCACACUGUGCUGUACUGACAGCAUCAUCACCACACUAUGCUGUACUGACAGCAUCAUCAUCACACUAUGCUGUACUGACAGCAUCAUCAUCACACUGUGCUGUACUGACAGCAUCAUCAUCACACUAGUAUUAAUGUUCACACUCUGGGUCUCAUUGGUCCACAUUUAAACUGGUCUUGGUCUCAUUACAGGUGAGACACAUGGGUCUAGAGAUAUCUAGUGGUUGAUUCUUGGUCUGGGUCUCCCUGGUUCUGUUCCAGUCUGUCCUGUCUCCAUCUCUGGUACCAAGACACCAACAUCAUACACUCCAGACCUGGGUUCAAAAACGAUUUAAAAUCUUCCAAAUACAUUGAGCGUUUGCUUUUGCCUGCCUGGAGUGGUCAGGGUUUUGCACGUUUAUAAUUGUUCUGUUGCUUCCAUUGUACCAGCCAAGUUUAAUCAAGCCCACAUAAAGUUUUAGAAAUUAUUUCAAAUCAGGAAAUUGUAAAAGAAGGUUCAGGAUGGCAACUUAAUUAUUUUCAAUAAUAUUAAUUGCUGAAGUGUUUCGAGCAAGCUUCUUCAUCAAAGCACUAUUAUAGCACAGUUAUUACAAAUCCACAUUGACAUGGAAAGGAACCAUCAUUAAUGUCUGUGUAACAGUUUGACACUGUGAUAGAUCACUCUGUUACAUUGACAUGGAAAGGAACCAUUAUUAAUGUCUAUAUGUAACAGUGUGUCACUGUGAUAGAUCACUCAGUUACAUUGACAUGGAACGGAACCAUGACUAAUGUCUAUGUGUAACAGUGUGUUACUGUGAUAGAUCACUAUCUUAAUCCUCAGAAUUCAUACAGUAUGGAACACCUGUAAUGGGAAUUUUAAGGUUUGUGCUUUACUUUUAUUCUGUGUUCCAUCCAUGUGCUGUUCUAUGAACCAAUUUCUGUGUUCAUGCAAGUGGUUGACUGAAUAAAUCCUCCUCUUAUCAGUAACUGCAAUUUGGCAGUACGCCCAGACCUUGUUUUGAGAACAAACGAAAGAUAUCUCAGUUUCAAGGUCUCAGCUUAUAGAGGAGAAGCCUUGUGAGGUGUUGGUCUAUCACGUUAUGAAACAGUAUUGGUCAGUAACGCGAAUAAAACAAAACGGUAAUGAUUCAUUAAUUAUGUUAAAUCAUGUAAAUAUAACUUGUCUGUGUAUAGCCGUAUAUAAGACAACUGCUGUGUCUGCCCAGGGAGAGCUCCUGAUUGACAUGUGUACUAUGGUGCAUUAAAUUGGUUGGGACCUCUCCAGCGCGCUGACAAUAAACAAUGAUUAAUUUAAGAUUGA
Molecule: messenger RNA, 6935 nt
Organism: Salvelinus fontinalis (brook trout)
Lineage: Eukaryota; Metazoa; Chordata; Actinopteri; Salmoniformes; Salmonidae
Product: tripartite motif-containing protein 16-like
Exons: 6
Coding region: 54-1718 (554 amino acids)
Molecular function (GO): zinc ion binding; protein binding
Source: RefSeq, a predicted model, not a curated record